AUCCAGUAUUCCAGGUGCAGUUGCUUCGGUCUCGGACCGAUCGCAGCGUCUGCGUCAGCCGGUAGUCGCGCAGCUAUCGCCGUCCGUCCGCAGAGUGCACGCGCGAUCGACGUCGAUAGCCGGACGCUCGAUCAUCUACCGCUCGGCUGCCAACGUGUUAGCCGCUUGUCGCCCCCGACCCCCGCCCCCCGCCUACGACGCUCCCCCGACGAUCAUCGACGACGUCGACGGACUGUACGAACAUGAAGUCGCUAACGACCAAAUGCGUCGAACCGCUGCAUGAGAACGAGAAUGUCGAGGACUACCCGAGGAAAAGAAUCAAGGCUGCGCAUUAUUCCCUUGGAGCUACCAAUGUCACCUACCAACAACAUAAGACUGGACGUGAAGAACGUGCCUCUGUUCUUGGAAAGUAUGAGGGAUUCCGUGGCUGCACCAUUUGGUUCACUGGACUGUCUGGUGCUGGAAAAACUACGAUCGCUUUCGGAGUUGAAAAACUGCUUACACAGAUGGGUAUACCAUGUUGUGGUCUGGACGGUGACAACGUACGUCAUGGACUUUGCAAAAACCUUGGUUUUUCGAAAGAAGAAAGGAGUGAAAAUAUUAGAAGGGUAGCCGAAGUCUCAAAGCUCUUUGCCGAUCAAGGUUUGGUCUCCUUAGCCUCUUUUAUCUCCCCAUUCCGUGUUGACCGCGAAGAAGCUAGGAAAAUCCAUGCUAAAGAUAACCUUCCAUUCUUCGAAGUUUAUGUUAGCACAUCUUUGCAAGAAUGCGAGAAACGCGAUCCAAAAAAACUAUACGAAAAAGCUCGGGCCGGUGAGAUUUCUGGAUUUACCGGUAUUGACAGUGCCUACGAACCACCAGACGAUGCUGAGUUGGUUAUCGACACGGAGUCUGAGGGUCACGAUGUCGAUCGCUGUGUCGAAACAGUCAUCGAGUUCCUUCAUCAGAAUGGCAUCAUUCCCGAUAAGGCUAUGCAACAAUUAUCUGGGCCGCCCGUUAGAGAGCUGUUUGUGAAUGCUGAGGAAAAGCAGUCGUUAUUGGAAGAAGCAAAGAAUAUGCCAAGGAUAGAGCUGGGUCCACUUGAAGUGCAGUGGCUUCAGGUCCUCUCCGAAGGAUGGGCGACGCCAUUACCUGGAUUUAUGAGGGAGCGCCAAUAUCUACAGGCGCUACACUUUGGCCAGUUAUUAGAUCUCAAAAAGAAAACGGUAUUCCCAGGAGAAAAGGAUGAUGGGGCUAUAGACCCAUGGCCCAUGGAUGAGCCAGUCAACCAAAGCAUCCCCAUAGUGCUCCCAAUAAGCGACGAGCAGAAGGAAUCGAUAAGCAAAGAAGGUGAAGUAUCACCACGCAUUGCUCUUACUCAAAAUGGUACGGUACUUGCCAUUCUUUGCGAUGGUGAGAUUUUUGCCCAUCGACAGGAGGAAAGAGUUGCUAGACAGUUCGCAUUUUGCGAUCCUCGUCACCCUGCCGUCAAACAAGUGCUCUCCAGCGGACCUUGGUGUUUGGGAGGUGACCUGAAGGUUCUUGAACGAGUCACAUUCGACGAUGGCCUCAACGAGUUCCGAAAAACUCCAAAAGAGCUGCGACAAAUUUUUGAAGAGAAAGGAGCUGACGCUGUCUUCGUGUUCCAAUUGCGUAACCCCGUGCAUAACGGACAUGCUCUAUUGAUGCGAGACACGAGGGAGAAAUUGCUGAAGAAAUAUCGUAACCCAAUGCUUUUGCUGCAUCCUUUAGGUGGCUGGACAAAAGACGAUGACGUGCCGUUGUCUGUAAGAAUGCGCCAGCACGAAGCUGUGAUUGCUGAGGGAGUGUUGGAUCCAUCGUGGACCGUACUCUCCAUUUUCCCAUCACCGAUGCUCUAUGCAGGACCCACAGAAGUUCAGUGGCACGCAAGAGCUCGUAUUGCUGCUGGAGUGCACACUUACAUUGUUGGCCGAGAUCCAGCUGGGAUCCAACACCCAGACACUGGCGAUUUCCUCUAUGAACCAACACACGGAGCUAAGGUAUUAUCAAUGGCUCCUGGAUUAAGUCAUCUACACAUUCUACCAUUCCGUGUGGCCGCAUAUGACAAAAAGGCUGGAAAAAUGGCUUUCUUUGAUCCUUCACGGAAAGAUGACUUCGAUUUCAUAAGUGGAACCCGCAUGAGAGGCUUAGCCAGAAGUGGAGCAACUCCACCAGAAGGUUUUAUGGCGCCCACAGCUUGGAAGAUCUUAUCAGAUUACUAUAGAUCUAUAGCAAAGAAAUGAAACUGCUUGAAAUAUAAAAGUAUAGUUAUAUUGAAAAAAGUCUAUCUGUGUUACGCAUUCUUUAAUUUUUUUUAAUCUGGUCUCUGGAUCUUUCCACUGUCUGCUUUCUUUCCGUUCAACAUAGCAUUCCUUGUUAUCCAAUGUGAUUGGCUAAAUGACUCAGAAUUUUGACUCGAAAUUGUCAGUAUAUAUGUUCUUACGUAGACGUUGUGCAUAUCUUUCCUAAUAUUGCAGUUAUCUUCCGUUCCCAUCUUUCCCAGAUAGUCUAUUCUACGAUAUGUUGUAAAGGUUGCGUCUUUUACCGGUUUAAGUAUUGAGCAGUUCGAAGGGAGUUUGAAUAAACUUUGUGAAAGGUUGU
Molecule: messenger RNA, 2598 nt
Organism: Cylicocyclus nassatus
Lineage: Eukaryota; Metazoa; Nematoda; Chromadorea; Rhabditida; Strongylidae
Source: the annotation of a GenBank genome assembly